Messenger RNA from Cutaneotrichosporon cavernicola, 1491 nucleotides. RefSeq lists its product as uncharacterized. The record is from RefSeq and is a predicted model, not a curated record. Lineage: Eukaryota; Fungi; Basidiomycota; Tremellomycetes; Trichosporonales; Trichosporonaceae. Gene Ontology annotation, cellular component: endoplasmic reticulum. Gene Ontology annotation, molecular function: iron ion binding; procollagen-proline 4-dioxygenase activity; L-ascorbic acid binding. The transcript has 2 exons. Bases 1 to 1491 code for a protein of 496 amino acids. Gene Ontology annotation, biological process: peptidyl-proline hydroxylation to 4-hydroxy-L-proline.
AUGGCGAAGAAUCAGGCCAAGAAGCGCAAGCGCACCAACCCCGCCCCCGCCGGCACGGUAGCCAAGAUGGCGAAACCCGCCGCCCCACUCACCCCGCCCGAGAGCGACACGGACGCUCUCCUCCUCCCCGAGGAAGUCGACAGCGCCGUCUUCGUCCUUGGUACGCUAGCCAACAACCCGUCCGCCCUGGCUGGCAAGGAUAUGAAGGACCUCAAGCGGGCCGUGUACGAGCUCCACCGAGUCCUGGUGGACGGAGCGACGAUCGGCUCGUCACUGACUUCGCGUAUCUCGGCAGCCCUCAAAGAUUAUCGGUUCACAGACGCUCUCGUGCUGUUAUACGAGAUGUACACGCGACGUCUUCCGCCCAAGCUCGGCGCGCUGCAGCGCUGGGUCCGCGAAUGUGAUGCGACCUCUGGCGCAGACGGAUCCCCAGGCGACUCCGAGGCCCUCCGGUGUCUCGACAUGAUCUUGCGGAUUGCCAACCAUACUCCGGGUGUCGUUCCGGCCGGAGAGAGCAAUAACGCCAACGACCAUGUGCGCAAGUCGAAUAUUUGGCUCGCUAGACCAUACCUCGGCGAAGAGGGGGGCGAGAUCCCUAUCUGGGCCCGCAUGCGCGCCGGAACCCUUAUCUCUCCAGACAAGUUGGAGAAGAAGGAGCACCCCGGUUUCAGGCCGGUCAACUUCAUUCGAGGCGCCGACCGCCGCCCCCCAAACCUCUACGACUCGACUGUAUACCACUCGGAACCGGGGACUAUUCGCAUCACCCCGCCAGAGCAGAGGCGCGCUCCAAGCAAAAUGGAGGUUCCCGGUGUUCCUGGGGCGUUUAUGGUGUUGGACGUGUUCACCCCCGAAGAAUGCCUACAGAUUGUUCAGGCGGCCUCUGCGAUCGGGUUCGAGAAGGACCAAGCUGCUGAGGGAUCGGCGCUUCUCAAGACUUCCAUCUUGGCUCGCAACUUUGUGUGGUUGGCCGAUUCACAUUUUCUGGACCACUUUUACUCGCAGAUUUUGCCGUUUGUCAACCCCACCGCUCCGGCUGGUCCAAAUGCCACCGGCAACGUACGAGGAAUCAACGCCCGAUUCCGCGUUUACCAGUACACUGAGAACCAGCUUUAUCGGCCGCAUAUCGAUGGCGCUUGGCCUGCCGCUGGACUCAGCGAGUCGGGCGAGUAUAUGCACGACUCGCAGCCAGCAGAUGACCCACUUUGGAGCCGGUAUACGCUGCUGGUUUAUCUCAAUUCCGACAUCCCCGAGGAGACGGGGUGCACGACAUUCUUCAUGCCCAGUAACGAGAUGGGCGUCAUGGACGCUACUAGUGUCCGGCCGAUCCAGGGGGCUGUGUUGUGUUUCCCACACGGCGAUACCGAGGGAUCACUGCUGCAUGAGGGUAGCGCUGUUGGUGAGGAUGGUGGCAAGAUUGUCAUUCGGACUGAACUGCUUUAUGAGGCUAAGGGGUUCGGACAGUUCAAGCCGCCCGUGCCCAUACUCGAGUAG